Messenger RNA from Propithecus coquereli (Coquerel's sifaka), 2389 nucleotides. It is a transcript of the gene CLN5, whose product is annotated as ceroid-lipofuscinosis, neuronal 5. The transcript is spliced from 4 exons. The coding region runs from base 1 to 1137 and encodes 378 amino acids. Gene Ontology annotation, biological process: lysosome organization. Gene Ontology annotation, cellular component: lysosome; lysosomal membrane. The record is from RefSeq and is a predicted model, not a curated record. Gene Ontology annotation, molecular function: hydrolase activity, acting on glycosyl bonds. NCBI's taxonomy places the organism in Eukaryota, Metazoa, Chordata, Mammalia, Primates, Indriidae.
AUGCUCGGCCAACCGGUGUCGCCGGGCUCCCGAGGCGCCGGAAGCAGCGGGAGCCGCCUUAUGGCGCAGGCGGGAAACAUCGGCCCGGGGGCCGAGGGGCGGCGGGGCGCGGGCGCGGCCCCGGGACGCGCAUCCUGGCGCUGGGCCCUGGCGCUGCUCUGGCUGGCGGCGACGUGGUGCUGGCCCCGGGCCUCGGGCAGCGCCCCCAGCCGCCGCUGGCCGGUGCCCUACAAACGCUUUUCCUUCCGUCCAGAACCAGAUCCUUACUGUCAGGCCAAGUACACUUUCUGUCCAACUGGCUCACCUGUCCCAGUUAUGAAGGGUGAUGAUGUCAUCGACGUCUUCCGAUUACAAGCCCCGGUAUGGGAAUUUAAAUAUGGAGAUCUCCUGGGACACUUGAAAAUUAUGCACGAUGCCAUUGGUUUCAGGAGUAAAUUAACUGGCAAGAACUACACAAUGGAAUGGUAUGAACUUUUCCAACUUGGCAACUGCACAUUUCCCCAUAUGCGACCUGAAAUGAAUGCCCCUUUCUGGUGUAAUCAAGGGGCUGCCUGCUUUUUUGAAGGAAUUGAUGAUACUCACUGGAAGGAAAAUGGAACAUUAGUUCUAGUAGCGACCAUAUCAGGAAACAUGUUCAACAAAAUGGCAAAGUGGGUAAAACAGGACAAUGAAACAGGGAUUUAUUAUGAGACCUGGACUGUCCAAGCCAGCCCAGCAAAAGGCGCAGAGACGUGGUUUGAAUCCUACGACUGUUCCAAAUUUGUGUUACGGACAUACAAGAAGUUGGCUGAACUUGGAGCAGAGUUCAAGAAGAUAGAAACCAACUAUACAAGAAUAUUUCUGUACAGUGGAGAACCUACUUACCUUGGAAAUGAAACAUCUGUUUUUGGGCCAUCAGGAAACAAGAGUCUUGCUUUAGCCAUAAAAAGAUUUUAUUAUCCCUUCAAACCACACUUGUCAACUAAAGAAUUUCUGUUGAGUCUUUUGCAAAUUUUUGAUGCAGUGAUUAUACACAGACAAUUCUAUUUGUUUUAUAAUUUUGAAUAUUGGUUUUUACCUAUGAAAUACCCUUUCAUUAAAAUAACCUAUGAAGAAAUCCCUUUACCUAACAGAAACAAAACAUUCCCUGGCUUGUAAAACCUUAAUUCUACUGCUCUUCUUUUCUCCAACCGCCAGCAUCCCAGUUUUUCAGGGGGUGAUUUUACAUUUGUGGAUUUCUUAGUCUUUCUUCCUUGGGGCAGAAAGAUAAAAUGCGUGUCAGCAGAUUUGUUGCAUAUUAACAUGUCAGGACUUUUCUCUUGGAAAGAAGCUGAAACUCUUAUUAUAUUGGCCAAAGUGAGCAUGUUAGGUGAUCUUAAUUUCAAUUUCCAAGUCUUUGUUAAUGUGGAGAAUCAUGGUUCAUAUCAGGUAUGUAGGACUCAAUAUUUUAAAGUUGUGCAUAUGGUGUGCCCAAGAUUUUAAAAAUACCCUGAGAGAUAUUUUCAUGGUGGGAGCUACUUUUUCUGGUCAUUUAAGUUUUUUCUAGGAGUUUAGACUGACUUUACUGCUUUUCUAACCUUUGGAUCCCAGUCUAGUUGCAUUCCAUUCACCUAACUUUAAAGAUUUGUUUGAACACCAUACCUGGAGUGGUUGUGCUUCUUUCAGAUGUGAUAAACAACAGUGUUAAAGAGCACAAAUUUCUGGCUACCAUUUUGGAUCUAGCUAGUAACUGGCUUUUGUUUUUUAAGCAACUUAACAUCUCUAAACCUUAGUUUCCUUAUCUGUAAAAUGAUUCGUCUAUUAGCAUUGUAAAGAUUGAAGUCGUAUGUGUUUGGCAUAGUAAGGUCAUAAUGAAUGGUAGCUAUAAUGAUUAAUCAAAGAACAAAUUGUCAUCCUUGAUCUUGCCUAAUGUAGUUUGUGGGCCAGCCUUUCCUGGGUUUGUAAUCACCUGGACCGAGCUGGUAGUGUAGCGCUUCAGCGAUUCUUCAAACAUUUGGAGCAUCGAAGUAGCUGGCUGCAGACAUGUUUGGGUGAACAGGUACCUUCUGACUCCACUGCUUCCUGUAGUUCUUCCUCCCACUAAAGCUGCCAGUGCUGUGGAAGAGGGUGCACUUCCCAGAGAUAGGACAGAUUUUUGCUAAGGAUCUCCAAGUAGCUGUGUUUUCGUUAGGGCCAUCAAACAAGUUUUCAGGGUCCUUUAAGCAUUCGAUAAUCAAUUGAGUAUCUUUCUAUUCACGGAAAAAAACACCAAUCAGUAAGAUGAUGGAGCAGAGAUCAGCAAAAAUAAUCCAUGUGUUAUCUUUGGACCAGUAUCUGUCAACCAAAUGUUACUCAUCUAUGAAGAGAUAAGUACAGGAAGCAGUUAGAAACUUUUAAAGAAAUCUGUUGGGGUAUUUUUGUUUCUGUUGGC